ACUUUCCUUCGCAGACCCAACUCAGACUCGCACCCACUUAAGACUAAAAGAAACACACUCUCUCUCUAAUCUUGACUUAAACCUCACUGCCAUCCAUUUCACAAACCCUAGAUUAUUUCCCUUCCCCCAAAAAUCUCCAUUUCUCUCUCUAUUACCUGAUUCAGUGACGGAGUUCGAAUGGCCGAUCCUCUGGAGAGGCUGGGAUCAGAGGCCGGAGGGAGCGAAUCGAACAUCAAGGACGAACUCUCCAUGGAGAUCGAUCCUCCUUUCAAAGAAAACACCGCCACCGCCGACGACUGGAGAAAGGCGCUCAGCAAGGUCGUCCCCGCCGUCGUCGUUCUGCGGACAACCGCCUGUCGUGCUUUUGACACUGAGGCCGCUGGUGCUAGCUAUGCCACCGGCUUCAUCGUCGAUAAGCGCCGCGGGAUCAUCCUCACCAAUCGACAUGUUGUCAAGCCUGGACCUGUAGUUGCAGAAGCUAUGUUUGUGAACCGUGAAGAAAUUCCAGUAUAUCCUAUAUACAGGGAUCCAGUCCAUGAUUUUGGCUUCUUUUGUUAUGAUCCUAGUGCAGUACAAUUUCUUAGUUAUGAGGAGAUUCCUCUGGCCCCUGAGGCUGCUUGUGUUGGACUAGAAAUCAGGGUUGUUGGUAAUGAUAGUGGUGAGAAGGUCUCAAUUUUGGCUGGUACUAUUGCUCGUUUGGAUAGAGAUGCUCCACAUUACAAAAAGGAUGGUUAUAAUGACUUCAAUACCUUCUACAUGCAAGCUGCAUCUGGUACUAAAGGUGGUUCCAGUGGAUCUCCUGUGAUUGAUUGGCUAGGCAGGGCGGUGGCCUUGAAUGCUGGUAGCAAGUCAUCAAGUGCUUCAGCUUUUUUCUUACCAUUAGAACGAGUUGUGAGGGCAUUGAACUAUCUCCAGAAAGGCAGAGAUUCCUUUGUCAAUAAAUGGGAGGCAGUCUCUAUACCUCGUGGUACGCUUCAGGUGACAUUUGUCCAUAAAGGGUUUGAUGAGACACGCCGGCUUGGUCUUCAAAGUGAAACAGAGCAGUUAGUUCGUCAUGCAUCUCCCGAGGGUGAAACUGGGAUGCUGGUUGUUGACUCUGUGGUUCCAGGUGGUCCGGCAUACAAGUGUUUGGAGCCAGGGGAUGUUCUUGUUUGCAUGAAUGGGAAAGUAAUUACCCAAUUCCUAAAAUUGGAGACUUUACUUGAUGACAGUGUCAAUCAAAAGAUUGAAUUACAGAUUGAAAGGGGUGGCACACAAUUAACUGUUAACUUGACGGUGCAAGAUUUACACUCAAUAACCCCUAAUUACUUCUUGGAAGUAAGUGGUGGAGUGAUUCAACCUCUAUCGUACCAACAGGCUAGAAAUUUUCGUUUCCCUUGUGGCCUUGUAUAUGUGACAGAACCAGGAUAUAUGCUCCUUAGAGCUGGAGUUCCUCGCCAUGCUAUCAUUAAGAAGUUUGCUGGUGAGGAAAUAUCGCGACUUGAGGAUCUAAUCUCAGUUCUAUGCAAGCUAUCUCGUGGUGCUCGAGUGCCAUUAGAGUAUAUAAGCUACAUGGAUCGUCAUCGAAGGAAGUCAGUCCUGGUCACGGUUGAUCGCCAUGAAUGGUAUGCGCCUCCACAGAUAUACACUCGUGAUGAUUGUACUGGUCUUUGGACUGCUAAGCCUGUGUUUCAACUUGAUGGUAAUCUACAAUCAUCUGGUAUCAAUGAACUCGGAGGUACAGGAAGCCAAGCAGUUCCGCUAAGUAGUGAAGUCACUUCCCUGGUAGACAUGCAGCAUAAUAGCCACGAGCAAUUGACUGAUGGUGUCACCAGUAUGGAAACCAGUUAUGAGCACGUAUCUGAAGGAGCACAUUGUAGGGAUGAACUGGAUGUUGAAACAAAGAAAAGGCGAGUGAAGGAGGGUUUUCCUUCUGAUGGAAAUGUUGUUGCUGACUGUUCUUUUCCUGAAGCAAAUGACAGUAAGCUGGAUGAUCCAAAUACUAUGGAGAAUGCUGUUCUGAGAGACUUUGAAGGUGCAAAUGUAGCAACUGCUAAUGCUUCAUUAGCUGAACGUGUUAUAGAGCCGACUCUCGUUAUGCUUGAGGUUCAUGUGCCACCUUCAUGUAUGCUUGAUGGUGUACAUUCACAACAUUUUUUCGGGACUGGUGUCAUCAUCUAUCAUUCUGAAAACAUGGGAUUGGUUGCUGUUGACAAGAACACAGUUGCAAUAGCUGCAUCUGAUGUGAUGCUUUCAUUUGCUGCUUUUCCAAUUGAAAUUCCUGGCGAGGUGGUUUUUCUCCACCCUGUUCACAAUUAUGCUCUCAUUUCGUAUGAUCCCUUGGCCCUGGGAGCUGUUGGUUCGUCUGCUGUUCGUGCUGCUGAACUACUUCCUGAGCCUGCAUUGCGUCGGGGGGAUUCUGUGUAUCUUGUGGGGUUAAGUAGAAGCCUACAAGCAACAUCUAGAAAGUCAAUUGUAACUAACCCGUGUGCUGCAUUAAAUAUUGGAUCUGCUGAUUGUCCACGGUACAGAGCAACCAAUAUGGAAGUCAUUGAGCUUGAUACUGAUUUUGGCAGUACAUUUUCUGGUGUACUAACUGAUGAGUAUGGAAGGGUUCAAGCCAUCUGGGGCAGCUUUUCAACUCAGCUAAAAUUUGGUGGCAGUAGCUCCGAAGAUCAUCAGUUUGUUAGAGGUCUCCCUAUUUAUUCAAUCAGUCAAGUCCUAGAAAAAAUUAUCUCUGGUGCUCAAGGCCCUCCUCUUCUCAUAAAUCGUGUCAAAAGGCCAAUGCCUCUUGUGAGAAUUUUAGAGGUUGAACUAUAUCCUACAUUGCUUUCAAAAGCCCGAAGCUUUGGACUGAGUGAUGACUGGGUCCAAGCUCUUGUUAAGAAAGAUCCGAUUAGACGACAAGUUUUACGUGUCAAAGGAUGUUUAGCUGGAUCUAAAGCAGAAAAUCUGUUAGAACAAGGAGACAUGGUUUUGGCGAUCAAUAAGGAGCCGGUUACAUGUUUCUCCGAUGUUGAAAAUGUCUGCCAAGCACUAGAUAAAAGUGAAAACAACGAUGGCCAGCUUGACAUGACCAUCUUUCGCCAGGGGCGCGAAAUCAAUCUUCUUGUGGGAACGGAUGUUAGGGAUGGAAGUGGUACUACUCGUGUAAUAAAUUGGUGUGGAUGUAUCGUUCAGGAUCCUCAUCCAGCAGUGCGUGCUCUUGGGUUUCUUCCAGAUGAAGGUCAUGGCGUAUAUGUCGCGAGGUGGUGUCAUGGUAGUCCAGUGCAUAGAUAUGGUCUAUAUGCUCUUCAGUGGAUUGUUGAAGUUAAUGGAAAAAAGACUCCUGAUUUAGAUGCUUUCGUGGAUGUAACAAAGGAAUUGGAACACGGACAGUUUGUUCGUGUGAGGACAGUCCAUCUAAAUGGGAAGCCGAGAGUUCUAACAUUGAAACAGGACUUGCACUACUGGCCCACAUGGGAGUUGAGAUUUGAUCCUGAUUCUGCCAUCUGGGGUCGAAAGACGAUAAAGGCGCUAGAUUAUACUAGUAUAUAAACAAGGCGCGUUCAUCUCGCAACGCCUCGGAAGCAGGCGGUAAACGCUUAGAAACGCCGAAGCCCCUCGAUACCAGUCGGGGCUUCGGGCCAUCAUACAUGGAGUCAUAUUCAGGCUGGCAGCUAUCUGCACUGUGCAUUGAAUUAUUCUCAGGGGUUCAUUAUAUUAUAUGUUAUAUUCUGGAACCAUAUUAUCUGUAGAUGCAAUGGGAAUUGUUAUAGAAAAGUUUGAGGUAUGGUCGUUUGGAUUUGUAUCCCUUCAAUUAACAAAAUGUGGAAUUGUUAGAUGAAGAAAAUAAAAAAAUAAACACAAAGUUGAUAUUUUAAUUUA
This is a messenger RNA of Pyrus x bretschneideri (Chinese white pear), 3846 nucleotides long. Its product is annotated as protease Do-like 7. The coding region runs from base 178 to 3516 and encodes 1112 amino acids. Lineage: Eukaryota; Viridiplantae; Streptophyta; Magnoliopsida; Rosales; Rosaceae. The transcript is spliced from 24 exons. Gene Ontology annotation, biological process: proteolysis. Gene Ontology annotation, molecular function: protein binding; serine-type endopeptidase activity. The record is from RefSeq and is a predicted model, not a curated record.